Messenger RNA from Fundulus heteroclitus (mummichog), 1113 nucleotides. It is a transcript of the gene cwc15, whose product is annotated as CWC15 spliceosome associated protein homolog. The record is from RefSeq and is a predicted model, not a curated record. Bases 134 to 853 code for a protein of 239 amino acids. Gene Ontology annotation, molecular function: RNA binding. Gene Ontology annotation, cellular component: catalytic step 2 spliceosome. Gene Ontology annotation, biological process: mRNA cis splicing, via spliceosome. The transcript is spliced from 7 exons. NCBI's taxonomy places the organism in Eukaryota, Metazoa, Chordata, Actinopteri, Cyprinodontiformes, Fundulidae.
GAGGGAUAAAAAAUAUAUAUUUUAUCCGAGUUUCGUGAACGCAUCUUUUCUUUUCUUUUUUCUUCCGGAAGUGACGCCACACACGGGGCAGCGGAGGUCUUCUGUUGUGUGCUAGCAGUUUGAGCCAUCCAAGAUGACUACGGCUGCAAGACCAACAUUUGAGCCUGCGAGGGGAGGCAGGGGGAAAGGAGAGGGGGAUCUGAGUGCUCUUUCCAAACAGUAUUCCAGCCGAGAUCUCCCAGGUCAUACCAAAAUAAAGUACAGGCAACCUACCCAGGAUGCCCCAGAGGAGGUGCGUGCCCGUGAUUUCCGCAGGGAGCUGGAGGAGAGGGAACGUGUCGUUGCACGUGAAAAGACCAGAGAGAGGGGACCCAGAGAACACACCACAUCAUCGUCGUCUUCCUCUUCAUCAUCUUCCAAGAGGCCCAGACUGGAUCAAAUCCCAGCAGCGAACCUUGAUGCUGAUGACCCUCUGACUGACGAGGAUGAAGAUGAGGACUCCGAGGAAGACAGCGACGAUGACGACACCGCCGCCCUCCUCGCCGAACUGGAGAAGAUCAAGAAAGAGCGAGCCGAGGAGCAGGAACGCAAAGAGCGAGAGCAGAAGGCAGAAGAGGAGAGGAUUCGCAUGGAGAACAUCUUGAGUGGAAAUCCACUGAUUAAUUUGGCCGGACAGCAGCAGCAGCAGACCCAAGUUCAAAACACAUUUAGAGUCAAACGGCGGUGGGACGAUGAUGUUGUGUUUAAAAACUGCGCCAAAGGAGUGGACGAGGCACGGAAGGAGAAACGCUUCGUCAACGAUACGCUGCGCUCCGAGUUCCACAAGAAGUUCAUGGAAAAAUAUGUAAAAUAAAAGACUUGCUUCGUGUUUUAUCAGACUUUUUUUUUUUUUUUUUUUUUAUCUUUGUUCUCCGACCCUGAAACGGUAGAUGGCAUUUAUUGCCCCAGAAACUUAUUUACAAUUGGCAGAGUCAACAGGUAGAUAGCUGUACAUAAAUGAGUUGGUGACUUUCAUCCUUUGUUUGAACCUGAUGAAAAUGUCUUAAAAUGUGAUUCAACAUUUCUUUGUGUUUUUUUUUUUUUAUUUCAAUAAACAUUGAUUUUGCUCACUAA